UAUUAUAUAGGUUAGAAAGAGACAACAGUAGAGAUUUUAUGAUAAAAGCCGGCUGGCGGUAAGAAAAGAACAAAACGGUAGACAAACGACCAACAAACGAAAUACCAAAGUAGUGCUUGUGCCGCCGAUCAGAGGAGAGCUCCAACAAACGGAAAAAAACGUGGUUUUGCCGCAAAAAAUAACAGAAGAAAAACUGGAAAACAGUGCAGAGAAAAAAUUGUCAAAAAAAUAGAAGCGGGUUUUUUGUCUAAAGUUUAAGCCAACAACAAAGAAACCGUUAAAAGAAGUUUGAAAGAAUAGCAAAAACACUCAUUAAAAAAACACAGAAUUUCUUUUUAUACGGAUUAAAACAGAAAAAAAGAAAAUGGAAACUGAAAACUCCAAUCAAACUCCUGCCGCUGCUACUGAGGAGGCUGCAGCCACUAAGAAUGGCGGCAACGCAACUCAAGAAGUCUCAUCCACAACUCAAGCUGUUGAGCCUACCAAACGCUCAUUGCGUGUGCAAACUUGGAAGAAAUUGCAAGAAAACAAAUUUGGUGUGCCCUUCCAUGCCAUCUUCAAUCGCAUACCCGGUUUUGUGGACAAUGACAAGGCCGCCGCAUUAUUGGCCGAAACUGAGGAAUUUAAAAAUGCCAAGGAAAUUAAAGUUUUAAUUGAUCGUGCUUUAUAUGCUGCUAAAUUGCAAACAUUACUUGCUGGCAAGAAUUUGUAUUUGCCCGGUACAUCCGAUUCUAAGGCUUUGUACUUGAAGGUCGAUGUACCAGCCGAUGCUACAGAAGAACAAAAAAUCGAAAUUCUCAAUGUUCGCAAUGUUGAAAAACAUCGUACGGAAAUUUCUUUGGAAAACAAAGUCGAAUUGGACAUGGUCAUCGUUGGUUCAGUUGUUGUUUCACGCGAUGGUUAUCGCAUUGGUCGUGGCAACGGCUUCAAUGACUUAGACAUUGGUCUUCUUAAAGAGGUUGGCUCGAUAACCGAUAAAACCGUCAUUGUCACAAUGGUACAUGACGCUCAGGUGGUUGAUAAUUUACCCAUUAAUCUAUUCCAAAAAUAUGAUUCACCCGUUGAUAUGAUCAUCACACCCACCGAGGUUAUACGUGUAGCCAAACGUUUGCCCCGUCCUGCUGGCAUUUUCUGGGAAUUACUCUCAGAACGUCGCCUUAAAAUCAUACCCGUACUCCAAGUACUCAAAGAAACUCAGGAAAAGGCCGGUAAGGUCAUUGCCCUCAAAGACGAAGACACAGACGUUGAACAACAUCAACGCCGAAACAAUCGUCGUCGUUUUAUGCCACGUCGUCGUUUCGGUGGCAAUCGUCGUUUCCAACGUCGUGCGGUCUCGCAAAAUAAUGCCGAUCAACAACAGGAUGGCGAAAAUAAUGGACAACAACAGAAACGUCAAACACACAGAAGACGUUUUGUUAACCGCAGAAGACGUCCAACUAAGUCCGAAGGCGAUCAAUCUGGUGUUGAAUCAAAGAGUCAAGAUCGUAAAUCAGUUGGUGAAGGUGGCAACAGAAGACCAAAGUUACGCAAGAAUCGUUCAAUGCGUGAUUUCUCCGUAAAACUUUCCAACAUUUCACGUGAUGUACGCAUUAAGGAUUUAAAGAGCGAAUUGCGUAAUCGUCAAUGUAAUCCCAUGGCCAUUACAUGGAAGGGACAAUACGGUCGCUGUUAUUUGCAUUUCGGCAAUCGUAAUGGUCAACCCAGCACUGAAGAAGAUAUGAACAAAGUGCUACAAGCAUUGAACGAUCUCUCUUUGACUAUCACACCUAGUGAUAAUAAGAAUAAUAAAACAGCUGCCACCAAUGGUGGAGAUGGUGGUGCUGCCGGUGAUGCUGCUGGUGGCGAACAAAAACAAGAUGAACAAAAAACUGAGGGCGCCACCAAACCACCCAAGGUUGUCAACUUAAAGGUGGAAUUGAUCAAAUACAGUGACAAGGCAAACAACAAUGCAGCAGCAGCUGCUGGAGCUGGUGGCGCCGUUAACGGCGGUGGAGAUCCAGCUACUGGCGGUGAAGCUAGCUCAGCACGUAUUGAGUCUGUCGAUACCACUACGGUAUAGUGUGAGAUGCGGGCUGUUUUAAAACGGCUGUACUUUUGGUUUGGAUAUUUGGAAUCGUGCAUUAUAGCUCUGGAUGAUGAUUCACUGAUUGUUUAGCGUUGUGUUGGUACUCUGCUCCUCUCUCAGGUGUUUCAUCAUUCCUAAUAUGUUUUUUUUCUUUUUGGUCUUUAAAUUUCCUCACUCAUAUCGCUUUUAUAAAUAUAUAGUUUAAAUAGUAUCGUAUUUUUGUUCAUUUUAUUUUCAUAAAAUUUCUCCAAUAUUUAGUUUAUUAUUUUAUUUAUCGGUUUUUGAAGUUUUCUUAAAUUUAACUGAAUUUUUAAUUACUUGGAAACUAAAAAAAAAACUGCACUCGCUGUGCCGUUCGUUUUUGUUUUUGCUUUUUCUCAAUGCAUUUGUUAUAUAGAUUUGAUUUAUAUUAUUUUAAUACUCCUGGGCGAGAGUUUUUAAGGAAAUGACACUUAUUAGGUGAAUUUUCUUAAGAAUUAUCUGCUUGAAUAUUGUUAAAUAUUUUAUUGUAAUUAAAUAUGUAAUUUUUUUCAUAGUUUUUAAUAUUUAUAUAUAUAUUAAUUACUCAAAUCACAAAAUACCACUUAUGCGAUCUCCAAAUAUCCAUCACCAUUUAUAAUCGUAAUUUAUUUGUUUAAAAAGAAAUUAUUUUCUUUUGAAAAUAGUGGAGGGAAAGAUUAACUGGUUGAUGCAAUACGUUUUUCCGACAGCUGAGCUGUCGGCUAGGUUGCGUAUCUGUGUCAACUAAAGGUCUAUCUUGUCUGUCCAACUCUUUAUCAAGAUGAAAAUUAUCUUUUUUUAUAUAUAUAUAUAUAUAUACAUAUAUGAAAUAUAAUUUUUCUUUAACAUGAACAACAACAAACAAAUGUUUAUAUGAA
This is a messenger RNA of Lucilia cuprina (Australian sheep blowfly), 2943 nucleotides long. It is a transcript of the gene lost, whose product is annotated as methenyltetrahydrofolate synthase domain-containing protein. Lineage: Eukaryota; Metazoa; Arthropoda; Insecta; Diptera; Calliphoridae. The record is from RefSeq and is a predicted model, not a curated record. The coding region runs from base 365 to 2059 and encodes 564 amino acids. Gene Ontology annotation, cellular component: cytoplasm. The transcript has 6 exons.